CGCAACCUCGCACCCCGCGCUGCCGCGUGUGUACUCUGGUCGUAGCAGUAGUUCGUCGCUCUUGUUCACUCCCCAGCGGUGAGAACGUGAGAAAAUUCUGGAGUUUUUUCUUGAUCUGGCCACUGGUUUUUUGCGCCAAAACAGGAGGUUUUCUCCCCUUGGCGUGCCAGAGGUUCUUGGCGAGUCUAGAAGCACUGCACUUCUUCGUUCUUCCAACUUCCAUCCAUCCAUCCAUCCAUCCACAUUCCACCGCGACCGCGAGCCAUAAAACCGGCGCGGCGAGGAUCUCCGACGCAGAGCCAAAAGCUAAAACCUCUCCGUGUCACACGAGCCGAAGAAAAUGCGCGCGACGACCCCGACCCCCUCGCUGCUCAUCGCCCCGAGGCCGCCGCGGCUCCGCUCCCUCCCCGCGGGGGCGGCCUCCACCUCCCGCCUCCACGCCCGCGGCGUGGGCCGUCCUCGCACCCGCAUGCGCGUGGCAGCGCCGCCGUCCGCCCCGGGUGAGGCGGCGGAGCAGCAGGCGGAGCCGAGCACGUCGGCGUCCGAGUCCGGCGAGAAGUUCUCGUGGAGGGAUCACUGGUACCCGGUCUCCCUCGUCGAGGACCUCGACCCCAGCCGCCCCACCCCGUUCCAGCUCCUCAACCGCGAUCUCGUCAUCUGGAAGGACCCCAAGUCCGGCGAGUGGGUCGCGCUCGACGACCGCUGCCCCCACCGCCUCGCUCCGCUCUCGGAGGGGAGGAUCGAUGAGACGGGGUGCUUGCAGUGCUCGUACCACGGCUGGUCAUUCGACGGCUCCGGCGCCUGCACCAGGAUCCCGCAGGCCAUGCCCGAGGGUCCCGAGGCCCGGGCGGUGCGGUCGCCGAAGGCGUGCGCGACCAAGUUCCCCACCCUCGUCUCCCAGGGCCUGCUCUUCGUGUGGCCUGACGAGAAUGGGUGGGAGAAGGCCACUGCCACCAAGCCUCCAAUGUUGCCGAAAGAGUUUGAUGACCCGGCCUUCUCCACGGUGACGAUCCAGAGGGACCUGUACUAUGGUUAUGAUACGUUGAUGGAGAACGUCUCUGACCCGUCCCAUAUAGAAUUUGCUCACCAUAAGGUCACUGGACGAAGAGAUAGAGCCAAGCCUUUGACAUUCAAGAUGGAAUCAACUGGCGCCUGGGGUUACUCAGGGGCAAAUUCUGGUAAUCCUCGCAUCACUGCAACUUUUGAGGCCCCGUGCUAUGCAUUAAACAAAAUAGAGAUAGACACAAAGUUGCCCAUUUUUGGAGACCAGAAAUGGGUUAUAUGGAUUUGCUCGUUUAACAUUCCAAUGGCACCAGGGAAGACUCGUUCUAUUGUCUGCAGUGCUCGAAACUUUUUCCAGUUUACAAUGCCAGGAAAAGCAUGGUGGCAGCUUGUCCCUCGAUGGUAUGAACAUUGGACUUCAAAUUUGGUCUAUGAUGGUGAUAUGAUCGUUCUUCAAGGCCAGGAGAAGAUUUUCCUAGCUGCAUCCAAGGAGUCUUCUGCAGAUGUUAACCAGCAGUACACAAAGAUCACAUUCACACCCACACAGGCUGACCGUUUUGUUUUAGCAUUCCGCACAUGGCUAAGGAAAUUUGGCAAUAGCCAACCUGAGUGGUUUGGAAGUCCUAGCCAAGAAGCAUUACCUUCUACUGUCCUUUCAAAGCGCGAGAUGCUAGACAGAUUCGAGCAGCACACAUUGAAAUGCUCAUCUUGCAAAGGAGCAUACAAUGCAUUCCAGACUCUGCAGAAGGUCUUCAUGGGAGCGACGGUAGUGUGCUGUGCUACCGCUGGGAUUCCUGCUGAUGUUCAGAUCAGAAUACUGAUCGGUGCAGCUGCUUUGGUCAGUGCCGCGCUGGCAUACGCAUUCCAUGAUCUCCAGAAGAACUUUGUAUUCGUAGAUUACGUGCAUGCUGACAUUGAUUAAAAUUUUUGAGAGGGUCUGGUGUAGCGACGCCACACGCUCAUGUCUCAUAUCUGUAACCUAGGCGCAUAGCUCGGGAAUGUAACCUGCGCCACACCCCCCCCCCCCCCCCCCCCCCACA
Panicum hallii is the source of this 2042-nucleotide messenger RNA. Its product is annotated as pheophorbide a oxygenase, chloroplastic. Gene Ontology annotation, cellular component: chloroplast thylakoid. Gene Ontology annotation, molecular function: pheophorbide a oxygenase activity; 2 iron, 2 sulfur cluster binding; chlorophyllide a oxygenase activity. The transcript has 7 exons. NCBI's taxonomy places the organism in Eukaryota, Viridiplantae, Streptophyta, Magnoliopsida, Poales, Poaceae. Bases 341 to 1924 code for a protein of 527 amino acids. The record is from RefSeq and is a predicted model, not a curated record.